Messenger RNA from Ornithorhynchus anatinus (platypus), 1067 nucleotides. RefSeq names its product thiopurine S-methyltransferase (gene TPMT). Gene Ontology annotation, molecular function: thiopurine S-methyltransferase activity. The transcript is spliced from 9 exons. The record is from RefSeq and is a predicted model, not a curated record. NCBI's taxonomy places the organism in Eukaryota, Metazoa, Chordata, Mammalia, Monotremata, Ornithorhynchidae. The coding region runs from base 156 to 917 and encodes 253 amino acids.
UUUAUUGAGUGUUGACUGGGUGCCCUGCACUGUCCUAAGCGCUUGGAAAGUACAAUUCAGCAAAAAGAGAGACACCCCCUGCCCUAUAACAGUCUAGAAGCGGGGAGACAGACAGCAAAACAAACAGGCAUCAAGAUAAAUAAGAGGUGACCUCAAUGGAGGAUACAAGUUCAGAGAGCUUCGAGCCUUCCAUGGCUGGGCCCAAAUUCCAAGAUCCGCCCGACACCGGAGCCCAGAAAAACAGGGUGAUGACUCUAGAUGAAUGGCAUAAGAAAUGGGAGGACCACAGCAUUGGAUUUCACCAAGAAGAAGGACAUCGAUUAUUAAAGAAACACUUGAAUACUCUCCUUAACGAUAAGAAUGGGCUCAGGAUAUUUUUUCCUCUUUGUGGAAAAGCGGUCGAAAUGAAGUGGUUUGCUGACAUGGGACACAGCGUAUUUGGAGUGGAAAUCAGCGAGCUUGCCCUGCGGGAGUUUUUCACUGACCAGAACCUUUCUUACACAGAAAAACCCGUGGGAGAAAUUCCUGGAGCCAAAGUUUUUCAGAGCACAUCACUGAACAUCUCGCUCUUCUGCUGCAGCAUUUUUGACUUUCCCAGAACCAACGUUGGUAAAUUCGAUGGCAUUUGGGAUAGAGGAGCGUUAGUUGCUAUUAAUCCGGGUGAUCGAGAACGCUAUGCCAAUUUAAUGUUGCCGCUCAUGGACGCAGGCAGUCGCUACCUCCUGUCGACUCUUACCUACGAUCCAACUCGGCAUGGAGGUCCCCCAUUUUACGUUCCUGACAGCGAAGUGCAGAGUUUGUUUGGCACAGCAUGUAACAUUCAGCGUCUUGAGAAGGUCGAUGCUUUAGAAGACCGACACCGAAAAUGGGGAAUCGAUUAUUUAAUCGAGACUUUGUAUCUAUUUACAGUGAAAUAAAUCAACGAGAAUGGUGUCUGCACAAAACCAAGGCAUCACCAAAAUACUUAGCUGGAUUUUUUUUUGAUUGACAAAUCUGGGUCAUGUUAAUGGAAAAUGUGAGUACUUUAAAAAUGAUAAUCUUCCAAAAUAAAUUACCUAUCAAUAGUA